Hippocampus zosterae (dwarf seahorse) is the source of this 2035-nucleotide messenger RNA. It is a transcript of the gene rdh8a, whose product is annotated as retinol dehydrogenase 8a. The coding region runs from base 221 to 1174 and encodes 317 amino acids. The transcript is spliced from 6 exons. Gene Ontology annotation, biological process: estrogen biosynthetic process. NCBI's taxonomy places the organism in Eukaryota, Metazoa, Chordata, Actinopteri, Syngnathiformes, Syngnathidae. Gene Ontology annotation, molecular function: estradiol 17-beta-dehydrogenase [NAD(P)+] activity. Gene Ontology annotation, cellular component: cytoplasm. The record is from RefSeq and is a predicted model, not a curated record.
ACUGUAACUUGAUUUUUAAAAAGUGUAACCGCGCGUGUGCCCUGCGCGCGAUGCCACGUCCUUUCGGGCCGGUGAUCCGGCUGCUGGAACAUGUGACCGCAUUAGUUGCUCACAUGGCCGCCGCGGCGAUCCGUUUUUAGUCGCGGCCGAGCGAGCGAAAGCAUCCGGAGGAGCCGAGGAGCUUUUGCGAGGCUGCACGGCGCCCCAUCCGACACUCAUCAUGGCGAACGUUGGUGGGCAGAAAGUUGUGCUGAUCACCGGCUGCUCCUCCGGCAUUGGCCUGAGAAUCGCCGUCACGCUGGCCAGAGAUGAGAAGCGUUACCAUGUCAUCGCAACCAUGCGGGACCUAAAAAAGAAGAACAAGCUGGUGGAGGCGGCGGGAGACGCAUACGGGAAGAACUUGGUGUUGCUGCCGCUGGACGUGUGCAGCGACGAAUCGGUCGAGCAGUGUAUCAACAGCGUGAAAGACCGUCAUAUCGACAUCUUGAUCAACAACGCAGGCGUGGGCUUGCUGGGCCCCGUGGAGAGCAUCAGCAUCGAUGAGAUGAAGCGAGUGUUCGAGACCAAUUUCUUUGGCGUCGUGCGCAUGAUCAAAGAGGUGAUGCCCGACAUGAAGAAAAGGCGGUCCGGACACAUCGUGGUCAUGAGCAGCGUCAUGGGUCUGCAAGGAGUUGUGUUCAAUGACGUUUACACUGCUUCCAAGUUCGCCAUGGAGGGCUUUUGCGAGAGCAUGGCCGUGCAGCUGAUGAAGUUCAACGUCAGGUUGUCAAUGAUCGAGCCCGGUCCGGUGCACACAGAGUUUGAGACAAAGAUGAUGGAGGACGUGGCCAAGAUGGAAUAUCCGGGCGCGGACGCCGACACGGUUCGUUACUUUAAAGACGUUUACCUGCCGUCGUCGAUCGAUAUCUUCGAAGCCAUGGGUCAGACGCCGGAGGACAUAGCCAAAUGCACUAAGAAGGUGAUCGAGUCGAGCAGCCCCCGAUUCAGGAAUCUGACUAACAGCCUGUACACGCCCAUCGUGGCCCUGAAGUACGCCGACGAGACCGGCGGGCUGUCGGUCAACACUUUCUACAACCUGCUCUUUAAUUUAGGACCUCUGAUGCACAUCACCAUGAGCAUCCUCAAGUGCCUGACGUGCAGCUGCCUGCGCCGGCGCACCCUUUCGCCGAACUGAGGACAAUCCCCUCCCCCACCCUUCUCCCACUGUCAAGCUGGGGUACCGGAAUCAGACAUUAUGCAAAAAGAAGGCACCUUGAUCCGACAGUGUACAGUACAUGCACAGAUACAUAAAUAUAUUUUAUUGAAAAUAAGAAGAGGCAGAGCUUUAGUCAUCACUGCAGCAUGGGAUGAACUUGAGGAAACGCACAAAGUCCCCCGGACGCUCGACAAAGCACAACGGUAGACUCAGCCGCAAAGAGAAGCAAAGUCAUUAUUAUUAUGAUUAUAAUAAUUCAAAAUAAUGCUAACGCAUAGCCUAGCAUACCAAGAAUAAAUCGUAUUGCGUGGCACACCUGAUGUCACCUUGGUCAUAACUGCUGUGUAAUCAUAAUUUUGAUGAAUUUCGAUCAUGUCGCUUUUUAAAGGCAGAGCGCGUAUUUCUUAAAAAUUUCAUACCGAUUUUUUUUUUUUUUUGUAAUAAAAAAAAAUAUGAUUUACCCUUUCAAAGCAUAUUUGUCCACACGGUACUUCAGAUUGUCCGGUUGCAUUGCUGUGAAGCUCCUGUUUGAGCGAUAGAGGGCAGUAUUUCACAGCCUUUACCCAUGAGAGCCACCAUCAGCCAGUGGACAGAUCCAUAAAUGUGCAUGUCCAACAAAAAUCACGAUAAUAUUCUGUAAAUACAAAAUGAUAACUCGCGAGUUCCCUUCUGGGCACUCAAGGACAUUUUACAAGAUGUGAAUAUUAACAGUAGCCACGGGUAGAAACCUAAUAAGAUAAGAUAUCCUUUAUUCGUCCCACACUGGGGAAAUUUACAAUGUGAUCAAAAUGGCACUGUUGAUUGGAUACAAUUUGCAUUCAAAUGGAUCCUGAUUGUAAA